ACCAGGGCGGGCGCCCUCUUCAGGCGCUCCUGGCUGCAGCGGCGACGCUUCUCCGCUCUCUCUCUCGGGAGAUCGCGCCGCUGAGGUCACAAGCCUGCACAUUUCCCCCCCUCCACCAUGGGAGUGCUGGUCGUCGCCGCCUGCUGGGCGCUGGCGCUGGGCUUCGUGGACACAGGCGGGAGUCUGGCUGUGGACAUCUUGCCGGCGCCUGUGGAGCGGCGCCACAGCCACAGCCACAGCCACAGCCACAGCCACAGGCCGGUGGCUUCGCUGGAGCGAGAACUUCGACAGCUGAAGUCAGCGAGGAUGAUGCCUCGACUGUCGGCCGACAACUUCGUCCCGCCUUCGCUGCGCGAUUUGGAAGAGGAGGGCGCGCGGGAGACGUGGCCCCAGGAGGUCGCCGAUGACGUCCCGGCUGAUGGACCGCCCGUCGACGCCCGCUGCGCCGGAGCGCCUCUGGACCGCGAGCUGCCGCCGCGUCACCAGCUUCGCAGGUCGCAGCGGACCCAGCGAGAGGCUCGUGAAUAA
Molecule: messenger RNA, 528 nt
Organism: Bacillus rossius redtenbacheri
Lineage: Eukaryota; Metazoa; Arthropoda; Insecta; Phasmatodea; Bacillidae
Exons: 5
Coding region: 118-528 (136 amino acids)
Source: RefSeq, a predicted model, not a curated record